CUUAUAUUGACCAAAGGGGAGAGUUCUUAUAUUGACCAAAGUGGAGAGAGAUGAGACGACAGAUAGAGAGGCGUCCGGCGUCCGGAUAAAAGGGAUUGAUCUCCCAAUCCAAUCCAAUACCAAAUCUUCAACCAGGAAGCGGACGUUGCUCAUGGCGGUUUCCGAGGGAGGCAUGGAUGGAAAUCGCUCGCACCCAAUUCCAUUACGAUUGAUUCGUUGAAGUAUCUUGUCUGAUCGUUCCUCUUCAUUCUAUUUCCAUGCAAUUCGAGAAAGAAGGGUUGGUCAGAUUUUUCCGCUGCCUGUUGCUGCUCGAAAGACAUGGCAAUGUGGGUCUCAAUCCUCAAGAACCUGAGAACGUGCACAGUGAUAAUGGGGAUUUCGAAUGUGGUGGUGAUCAUUGUCGGUGCGAUCUUGGUAAAACUGGUAUAUCCAGCUUGUGCGUCCAAAGACAUUCUUCCCUUUAUUGUUAUAGUGUUGGGUUCUUGUAUCAGAAUUGGGAUUGUGAUCCGUACCGGCAUUGCGCAGCAAGCAAUCGCCACGAUAAUCGUCAAUUCCGUGCCCCAGGGCGCCCCUGUCCUUGAAGCGUGUAUUCGCAAGGAGAGACGGAGCAGGUACAAGAGAUGGCUUUGGUGGACCCGAUGCUUAGUGGUAACUACAGUGCUGCAGUUUGUGUCAACAGCUUACGUCAUGCUCAUUGUGCUUGAAAAUGUGUAUCAACGCGGAGCUUUGAGCAACUGUGUUUUAGGGCAUGUUUCAAAUGGUUCCAAGUGGCAGCAGUAUAUACUCAUUUUUUUUGUUGUCUUGGUGCUUUCUGUAGCCAUAUUGCAAUGUCUUAUGGGAUCUGAUGUUCUAAGAUGGAGGUCUUUCUAUGCAACUGAGGACAUUGCAUGGAAAACUCAUUACAAGGAGGUAUUUGAUCAUGGCAUUCGGGAGGCUCUAUGCUGUCUGGGACGUGUGACGUACAUGAAUAUGUCCGAUGAUGAUGAAAUUUACUCAGUGGCACAAUUAUUGGGAGACCUUGUAGCUUAUCGUGCAGCUGGCACUGGGCAUUUAGAACUUUUGGCAGGACUAGCUUUAUUUCAGAGGCGUAGACAAUCUCCUAAAAUAUAUGAAGGAUGUUUAGAGGCUCCCGAGGAGCGGAUUCAAGAGGCUACUGCUUUUCAUCCAUUUGCUGAAGCUGCCUAUACGGGUCUAUUACUUGAUAUUGGAAGAAAUCCUAUACUGUUUGCUUGUGCAUGGCUCUAUAGGCAAGGAAUUUUGACCCCCUGGACUCGUAACAGGCGCCCUGUACUUGAAGGUGACAACUGGUGGAGAGGUCAUGCAGCUGCAUUUUUGAAAUAUGCCAACUUAUCUCCAGAGGCACUUCGGAGAGGGCGAGUAAAUCAGGAUAAGUGUGAAGCUGCUUACUUUAUUGUUGUUCUACAUGAUAAAAAGUCUGUUGUAAUUGCUAUACGGGGAACUGAGACUCCUGAAGACCUCAUAACCGAUGGGUUAGGUAGAGAAUGCACCCUCUCUGUUGAAGACAUGAAUGGCUUAAUAAAUAGCAAUCACAUUCAGCCGGAUGUAAGGCAUGGAGUUAUUUCAUCUUUACCACACUAUGGGCAUUCAGGCAUAGUUGAGGCUGCAAGGGAUCUCUUCUUUCAAAUUGAAGGAAAUCUUGGAGAUAAUGGAUCUGCAGGUACUUCCUAUAAUGCAAGAGGAUUUCUUUCUUCAUUGCUUGGUGCUGGCUGCGAAUGUGAUGGAUAUGGUCUUCGCUUGGUUGGGCAUUCCCUUGGUGGAGCUAUUGCCACAUUAUUGGGACUUAGGUUAUAUCAAAGAUACCCAAACAUGCAUGUCUAUGCGUAUGGUCCCCUUCCAUGCAUGGAUCGAGUUAUAGCAGAUGCAUGUUCAGAGUUCACUACAAGCAUUGUGUACAAUAAUGAAUUUUCAUCACGCCUUUCAGUUGCUUCAAUGUUAAGGCUUCGUGCUACUGCACUUAAGGCACUUUCACAGGAUGCAACUGAUUCAACCAUAAUCUCAAAGCUAGCACGCAGAUUUUUGUUUGUGAGCAAAUGUGAAAGAAGUGACAUGGAUGAAAAGCUUGAAACUAAACAUGUGAACUCCGCCGCUACUGCAACUGGAGACAGAGAUCUCCAGUUCUAUAGGAGCGAAAGCGUGAAUGACAGUAAGGGACAGGAUGAUAAGUUUUCGCCCUGGCAAGAAAUGAACAAGAGAGAGAGUCGUAAUGAAGAAAUCAAUCACAUUGAUUCCACUGAUGAUUUUACCAAUCCUUUUUAUGCUGCUCCCGACAAUGUAAAUAUUUGUGGCGAUCCUGUAUCUGAGUUUAUGGCGGCUGUGCCAUCUUCUCAAAACGGAACAGCAGUGGACCUACCUGAGAUGUUUCUACCAGGUCUUGUAAUUCAUAUAGUACCACAGAAGAACAGCAUUAACAGCCCUUCAUGUAGUAGUUUGAUAACCAAUUCAUGGAGUUACAAAGCUUAUAUAGCAAACAAAGAAACCUUCAAGGAUAUAGUUGUUUCACCAUCCAUGUUCCUUGACCAUCUACCCUGGAGGGCCAAUUAUGCGAUGCAAAAAGCAUUGGAAGAGAGAAGGACCCAGAGUCUAUACCGAGCAUCAUCCCAAAUGGUUUAAGUUCUAUGUCGAGGUCGCGUGGAAUUAAUGGAACACUUAGAUUAUACCACUCAGGACCUUAGUGAGGGAGCAAUUACGAUUCAUCAGACUCAACAAAAACUGCUCUUUGCCCGCUCUGAAUACAGUAUGCUGCCAUUGAGGUUUCUCCAUUUAUAUAGGCAUCGUAUGGUUGUCUAUGCUGUCGCAUUGCAUUCAUUAUAAGCUUUAUUGUUAGCAAGUGGGGUUAGUUACAUGAAUUCGAAUUCCUCAUAAACUGUAAAAAUUUCAUUAAAUGAGACUAGUUACCAAUUAAGAUUUCUACGGAUAACCAUUAUUUUAUUUUGUCACAUGUUCUUGGCAAAAUUGGAUUUUAAGGCAUGCUUAAAUGAUGAUGAUGAGUCGUAAAUGCAACAGGGCAUCAAAUAUUUCCAUUUGAUUGAGCCAGUGGCAGUGUUCA
Molecule: messenger RNA, 3067 nt
Organism: Diospyros lotus (date-plum)
Lineage: Eukaryota; Viridiplantae; Streptophyta; Magnoliopsida; Ericales; Ebenaceae
Exons: 15
Coding region: 319-2631 (770 amino acids)
Biological process (GO): lipid metabolic process
Source: RefSeq, a predicted model, not a curated record